AUGCCAAAUCCAUUUGCAAAUUCAGUCCCUGUAACUAUAAUUGCUCUCUUAAUUUCUUCCUUAAUUGCAAUUUCACACCCUCACCAUCAAAGUUUCUAAGAGGAUCCUUCACUCUUAGCUGUCACCGCGCCUCUUCCCAAUCCAAGCAACGAGCAAACUUUGAACCUCUCCCCUUCUUCUUCCCCCUCUCUCUCUCUAUAUAUAUAGCACCACGUACGCUAUUCUAUCUCCAUAAACUCUCAUACAAUCAUAAAACCUCUCCUCUAAUAUAAUGCCUCCAUCUCUUCUGCUCUUCGGAAAGAAGAGGGAAACCACUUUCAAUCCCAAUCUUCCUGGUCUCAAGAUGCUAGCCAACGAUGAUCUUCAAUACCCAUAUGUAACAAAUUGCGUCAAUCGCAAUUUUACAGCGUCAAAAGCUAAGGCUGAGGACGAUUACAACAAGGAGGAGGAUGAUGGCGCUUCUUGUUGGGCAUCGUAUGGGAGGGGACAUGUCUGCAAGCUCCCUCCCGCUAUCCCAUUGCUCGCGAGGACCGCGAAAUUGUCAUGCCACAUGCCCUGGAUAUUAAAGAGGAGCUACGAGGCCGACGGAAGGCUAGUCAUUAGAGAGGUGAGGGUCAAGCAUCAUGAGUACUUCCGUGUGCAUAGAUCGAAUGGAAGGCUCCUACUCCGACUUAUCGAGGUUGAUGGGAACUCCCCACUUUUCGCAUCAAGCAAAAAAUGCGAGGUUAAGGAUGAAGAAGGGGAUUUGACCGUGCGCUCUGAAGAAGAAAAUUCAUGUUCCUCGUCUUCAUCUCCAACUUCAACACUGUUGUAUGUGGAAAACGAGGGUAGGAAGAUGGAUGAGACGAAUAAAGUCGAAAAUUUUGAGUCAAUAAGGGCAAAAGAUUAUAAUGAGACAGAAUAUGAGGCAGAUAAACAUUUGAAAUUUCUAGUUUCGUUGUCGUCGAUGUCAUCCUCGACCUCGGAGCCAACAUUGCCGAUGGGGAUGAGAAAGGGGUGCUUUGCUGAUGGGAGGGGAUGUAGCCCACUGAACAAGAUGAUGCCUGUCAGCAGGAUGGGGCUUAUGCAUGUGUAG
Molecule: messenger RNA, 1075 nt
Organism: Asparagus officinalis (garden asparagus)
Lineage: Eukaryota; Viridiplantae; Streptophyta; Magnoliopsida; Asparagales; Asparagaceae
Exons: 1
Coding region: 272-1075 (267 amino acids)
Source: RefSeq, a predicted model, not a curated record